Molecule: messenger RNA, 1083 nt
Organism: Cucurbita pepo subsp. pepo (vegetable marrow)
Lineage: Eukaryota; Viridiplantae; Streptophyta; Magnoliopsida; Cucurbitales; Cucurbitaceae
Source: RefSeq, a predicted model, not a curated record
CUAUAGCCAAUCCACUUAAGAACAUGUGAAUCUGAAUAACUUCAUUCGCUAACCUUCGUCUUUCCAACUCAUCCCUCCACCACCAUUCCUUUCUCCUCCUUUCUCCUUUACUUAAUGCCGUCUUCCUCCUCUUCUACCUUCCUCAUUUCCAUUCCCUAGACUCUUCCUUGCCAUGGCGGAUUGGGGUCCGGUCUUUGUGGCGGUGGUGCUCUUCGUUCUCCUAACCCCCGGAUUGCUCGUUCAGAUGCCUGGGAAGAAUCGCUUCAUCGAGUUUGGGAACUUCCAGACCAGCGGAGUCUCCAUUCUGGUUCAUUCCGCUCUCUAUUUUGCCUUGAUCUGCAUCUUCUUGCUGGCUGUUGGUGUUCAUGUUUAUAUGGGCUCCUUCGACCGCGACCGACCCGCCAAUUCUGUGGGCCAUCAACCCCCUGGCCCACGGGGGCCCAUUUACCACUUCAUUUACGAGCUCCUCAACAGAAAAGUGAACUCUGCUGAAUUCAAUUUCUCUUCUUCUUCUUCUUCUUCUUCUUCUUCUUCUUCUUCCCCAUCGCGUUACUGCAAGACCAAGUCGCUUCACGUUUUGCUACUUUGGAUAUUUCUCUCUUUACGUCUAGUGAAGUACGAAAUCUGGGAAAGGAUGUCGGAUUGGGCACCGGUAGUGAUUGGAGUUGUACUGUUCGUACUGCUCUCUCCAGGGCUUCUGUUCCAGUUUCCGGGGAAUAAUCGACAGUUUGAGUUUGGGAGUAUGAAGACCAACGGCAAGGCCAUCGCCAUUCACACGCUCAUCUUCUUCAUCCUUUACGCCGUCUUCAUUCUCGCUCUCCGUAUCCACAUCUAUACUGGCUGAUCCGGUAACCUCUUAUUCUCGUCUCUUUCCGUUUUCAUUCGAGAUUGUUACCAACUGGAGUUGCUGCAAUCUUGGUGAUGUUUGUGCCGCCUUGUGUUUUGUAUUUCUUUUCGAGGCGGAUCUUGUUUGAUCUGUCUGGAUUUGCGAUUUGUGUAUGUGUAGUCGGAGACUCGGAAGAGAUAAAGGAAUUUUGUUUGUUAAUUUCGUUUUUACAUACGCCUAUCCCUCCAUUGCUAGUA